AUGGCAUGGGCACAUAGUCUCAACAGGGUGAUAGGGGAAACGCAAAGAUUUGAGCAUUCACUUGGCCUACACGGCAAGAACUCAGACGGGGGAUGCGUACGUGAUGACGUAUACAUCGAUGGUUUCGUUCGGUCUGUCCGUGCGCAAAAGGAAAUUCACUUCGUAACUCUUAGCGAUGGCUCUUCUCUUGAACCACUCCAAGCUGUAGUACCUGUUAGCCAGGCCAAAGGUGUGACUAUCGGCUCUGCUGUCCGACUACAUGGGUCUUGGACUCCAUCGCGAGGUAGUGGGCAGAGCCACGAACUACAGGUGCAGUCAGCCACGGUCCUGGGACCUUCUGAUCCCAAGACGUUUCCAUUACAGAAAAAGUUCCAUACGCCAGACUAUCUAAGGGGCUUGCCCCAUCUUCGGCCAAGGGCGCCAUUUAAUUCACUUCUUUUACGAUUUCGCUCAGAAUUAAUUGCAUCUCUGACUAGGUUCUUUACUGACCGUCAAUUCAACCAAACCCACACCCCUAUUCUGACCUCAUCUGAUUGUGAAGGUGCGGGCGAGGUCUUCCAUGUGUCAGCUGGUGAUCCUAGCCCAUCCUCAUCCUCAUCCCCCUCAACACCCAAUACACCCAAGACAUCCAAUCACUUUUUCCGCCGUCCUGUCUAUACAACUGUGUCAGCUCAAUUACAUUUGGAAGCUUUAGCCCAGGCUCUCGGUAAUGUGUGGACACUAUCCCCAACCUUCCGUGCAGAGCAAAGUAAUACCCCACGUCAUCUAAGCGAAUUCUACAUGUUGGAGGCAGAAAUGAGCUUUACCGACGAAAUGGAUUCGGUGAUGGACCUCGUGGAAGACAUGUUGAGACAUAUAUGUACUGAUUUGGCCGGAUCGAGAGUGCAGACUGAGGUUUUCGCGGAGCGGAAGGGCGACAGAGCUACCUAUCUUCAUACGGCGGAACAGGUCUCUCAGCGUUGGCAGGGUCUCAUGCAGAAGAAAUGGCCUCGCAUUACCUACACUGAAGCCAUGAAGCUACUGGAGUCGUCUAAAAAGGAGUUCUCUUUUAGCCCUGUCUGGGGCAAUGACCUUACUACUGAACAUGAGAGAUAUAUCGCAACCGAGGUGGGCGGUGGUAAUAGUCCUGUAUUCGUCACAAAUUAUCCGCGAGACAUCAAAGCUUUCUACAUGAGAGGAAGCGCAGAAGACCGCAAUGCGCCGCCACCCGGCAUGACGGUUGAUUGCUUCGAUCUACUUGUACCCGACUUCUUGGAAAUUGCUGGUGGAUCUAUGCGCGAGCAUCGGUUGGAACAGCUUCAAGAGUCUAUGCGUGCGCGCGGGAUGACCCCGACGAUAUCUCCAGUCAACGACACCAAGCCAGCAACAGAGCCAACCGAGAACAACUUGGAUUGGUAUGUCGACCUACGGAGAUGGGGCUGUCCUCCCCAUGGCGGCUUCGGCCUGGGCUUCGAUCGGCUGGUAUGCUAUCUCACCGGAGUCAUGUCCAUACAGGACACUCCCGCAUUCCCCCGCUGGUACGGCCGAUGUGACUGCUGA
Molecule: messenger RNA, 1539 nt
Organism: Hypoxylon fragiforme
Lineage: Eukaryota; Fungi; Ascomycota; Sordariomycetes; Xylariales; Hypoxylaceae
Product: asparaginyl-tRNA synthetase
Exons: 4
Coding region: 1-1539 (512 amino acids)
Biological process (GO): asparaginyl-tRNA aminoacylation
Cellular component (GO): mitochondrion
Molecular function (GO): ATP binding; asparagine-tRNA ligase activity; nucleic acid binding
Source: RefSeq, a predicted model, not a curated record